Molecule: messenger RNA, 354 nt
Organism: Paramuricea clavata
Lineage: Eukaryota; Metazoa; Cnidaria; Anthozoa; Malacalcyonacea; Plexauridae
Source: the annotation of a GenBank genome assembly
AUGAUGCAAUCUACAUGGGAGAUAGAGGAAGCGAAAGCUAAAUUGGAGAGAGCAAAGAAAACGAGAAUGGAACUGCUACAGGAGGCAAGACGGAGUGAAUGUGCACAAGGUUGUAACGGCGAUUGGUUAAGUUGUGCUGAAGAGAUUCUUCACAAUAAUGGCUUAUCAGUAGAGUACUUCGGCGAAGUCGUACGCGAUCUAUUUCCGAAAUAUAAUGCUAACAGGUCCAGCAAAUUGUGGGAAAACGUUUCUCCUCAACCCUCUCACACUUAUUUUCAACACCUUUUGCAACCCAGCUUCGGGCACUUUCGCAUGGAUUGGGGCGGAAACAGCAGAGUGUAUCUUUCUCAAUGA